Molecule: messenger RNA, 1230 nt
Organism: Lycium barbarum (goji berry)
Lineage: Eukaryota; Viridiplantae; Streptophyta; Magnoliopsida; Solanales; Solanaceae
Product: homeobox protein knotted-1-like 6
Exons: 6
Coding region: 212-1099 (295 amino acids)
Biological process (GO): regulation of DNA-templated transcription
Cellular component (GO): nucleus
Molecular function (GO): DNA binding; DNA-binding transcription factor activity, RNA polymerase II-specific
Source: RefSeq, a predicted model, not a curated record
CAACAGUACUUCCUUUUCAUGAUCAUCAGGCGCUGCGCGCAACAAAACUUUAUUAAGGUACUAAUUCAUUUGUUUAUAGACACAAGUUUCUCUCUCCACUAAGCAUUAGCUCCAUCUCUCCCUUUCCGCCUCUUUUUCUCCUUGUUGAUAUCACAACGACGUACUAAUUAACAGCACAUAUAUAUAGUAGUUAGCAUAUUAAGAUUAACUGAUGGAGGAAAUGUUCAAAUUUGGUUACUCGGAUGAUCAUAAUAUGCAGGCGGCAUAUUAUGGAUCCGUCCCCAUGGGAUAUGGAUCAGCUACUAAUUCAGUAGUUGAGACUUCUUCUAAUUUACAAGAAGAUAUUCAAGCAAAGAUCUCUUCUCAUCCUUUGUUUCCUAAGCUUCUUCUUACUUACAUCGACUGUCACGAGGUAGGAGCACCACCUGAGAUUGGUAAAAUGUUUGACAAUAUUGUCCAAGAAAAUGAUCUUCAUAGGAGAUCAAGCAGCAGCAGCAGCACUGCCUUAAAUGGACUGAUCAGCGACGAUUCUGAGUUAAAUGAUUUUAUGAGAACUUACUGUGAUGAGUUAGCUAAGUUCAAGUCCAAUCUGGAAAGGCUUUUAAAUGAAGCAACUACUUUUCUUAACGAUAUUCAAGCUCAACUUAGCAAUCUCUGCACGACAAGCAAUAUCUCAGAGGAUGAAGAAGGAGCGGAAGCGGAGGAUGGUUAUACAAUUGGUGGUGGUGGUGGAGAGGCUAAUAAUGAUCAGAACAAGAGUACUAGUGAUGAAAUGUGCUGGAGGAGUGAAAUAAAGGACAAGUUAAUGAGCAAGUACAGUGGAUAUAUAAUAAGUAGUCUAAAGCAAGAAUAUUGCAAGAAGAAUAAGAAGGAAAAACUCCCAAAAGAAGCAAGGGAGAUAUUGCUAAACUGGUGGACUACUCACUACAAUUGGCCUUAUCCUACGGAAGUAGACAAAGUAUGUCUAGCUGAAUUAACAGGUUUAGAUCCAAAGCAGAUUAACAAUUGGUUCGUUAAUCAGCGGAAACGUCACUGGAAACCUUCAGAAAACAUGCAAUUUGCUGUUAUGGAAACUCUACAUGGUCACUUUUCUCAGUAAUUUAUAGCAUAGGAAAGUAUAUCUCUUUCCUGAAAUGUUUCUUAGAAGACAUUUUAACUUGUUCUUGGUAACAAAAUUAUCCUAAUUCAAUUACCUGAUCUGAUUACAUCAGGAAUAAUCUUUAUCGUUCA